This is a messenger RNA of Coturnix japonica (Japanese quail), 977 nucleotides long. It is a transcript of the gene NCMAP, whose product is annotated as non-compact myelin associated protein. NCBI's taxonomy places the organism in Eukaryota, Metazoa, Chordata, Aves, Galliformes, Phasianidae. Gene Ontology annotation, cellular component: Schmidt-Lanterman incisure; plasma membrane; paranode region of axon. Gene Ontology annotation, biological process: regulation of myelination; peripheral nervous system myelin formation. The record is from RefSeq and is a predicted model, not a curated record. Gene Ontology annotation, molecular function: structural constituent of myelin sheath.
CCUCCAGGAAGUAACACGCAUGCGCCCGACGACACAAGGAGCCAUGCAUGCGCAGUGUAUCCCGGCGGCACUCCUUGCUGCCGUCUGUUGAACGCAAUCCGGUAGUGCAGGCGAACGUACGCCUAUUAAAGAUGACGACGGCGGCCCCGCUGAGCAGCACACAGCUGCCAGUGGAUGGAACCACCAGGUCUCAAGGACUGAGUCUGUAUCAAAGCUCUGGAGCGAUCAUUGCUGCCAUCGUAGUGGGAGUUAUUGUUGUUUUUACAGUGGUGCUGCUCAUACUGAAGGCAUAUAACAGGCACAUGAGAGGGAAGAGGGAGCUGGAGCCUAAAGGCAGCAAAGCAGCAGUGCCUCCUCCUAUAGGGCACAACAGCAGCAGCGUCACCCAGCACUCCACAGUGACUUUCAUACCUAUCCACGUGCAGAGCAGAUAACUGCGAAUGCAUCCUUCCCUUUGAGAGAGAAGAGCUGGACUGCUCUGGAAGGUGGGGCUGCGUUUGGAAUGGCCAUCAGCUCUGAUUUUGUAUCAUAAUUCAUCCUGUUUUCUCACUUUGGGAGGAAAACUGGAAGGUCUGCUGUGUGAUGAGAAUCAAGCGGUGAAGGGAUGCAAAGCAAGGAGCCAUCCUGCAGAGCUUCGGGUGUGGGAAGGCCAAAGAAGCCGAAUUAUUCCUUUGGAGAAGCCACGCACGUUGAUUUUGCAGAGCUUUUGCUUGCUCGGAGUCUUAAGCUUUUUCUAUCCUGUGAUGAAUAGAAGGGAAAACUAGACGUGCAGCUCAGGUUGUGCUGUUAAGGUUUACAGUGAAGCGGGUUUGUAGUCUGUUCUAUGCACGGCAGAUAGUAGAACCAUAUUUAGUUCCUGAUACCACAUUUGUGUGGCUGUAGGCAGAAAAGGAUGAAUUUUAACCCAUGUAUAUUGAGCUAUUUGUAAUAACAGCAACCUGCUGGUUUCCCAAUGAACUGAAUGUCUGCCACAAUCA